Aspergillus niger is the source of this 588-nucleotide messenger RNA. RefSeq lists its product as uncharacterized. The transcript has 2 exons. The record is from RefSeq and is a predicted model, not a curated record. Bases 1 to 588 code for a protein of 195 amino acids. NCBI's taxonomy places the organism in Eukaryota, Fungi, Ascomycota, Eurotiomycetes, Eurotiales, Aspergillaceae.
AUGGGUAACGUUACCGAGUCUAAAAAAUUGGCACAAGCAUCUCCUUGCGUGGUCACGACAGAUCAGGCCUCGCCCAGACAGAGUGAGAGCAACUCGGCCAAUGAUAGGUCAAACGAUGGCCUAUAUACGUGCUGGUCAACCUACACGAAUGAAGGGCAUAUCACGAGCCCUAGCACCGAAGGUUUCCUGACCAGAGGAUUGCUCGACCCUGACUCCGAGGAAGGAUCACCCUCUGUUUCUUCUGCGAGUAGUCACUAUGGAGCUGUGGCCACUACUCAUAGGGGAAUACUACCCUUCUUCGGUGAGAGGACUGAAUCGGAAGCCUCCUCGCGCAGUGACUACUAUGACGAUGUCUCCAAGGGGGAGCCGGAGGGGUCCGAAUUCGGUGGGUCUGAAUUCGAUGGUAUGAGUUAUGACAAUGAUGACUGGUCCCGAUCAGGCGACGGAGAUUCUGAGGAGUGGGAGGACAAUUGGCAACAAGACUUGGAGGUUAACCCGCAUCUUAAUGAGCGCUUCUCCAGAGUCGUUCGUUCUCCUCCCAUGCGCCAUAGUCAUCCGCUCCCUGGCCAGGGUAAACGUGGGUGCUAG